CGCAUCCUCGCGACCCGACCAUGAGGUGUGAGAGAGCGACCCGCAUUGCGCCUGCGACAGCACCUGCCCCGAGAUACGCAUCGAUCAAGGGCGGCUGAACACUCGUGCGCCUCUAUUGCUACCGCCAUGGCCCAGCGCGCUCAGCCGGAGCUGCCCCCUCCACCGCGCGAGCGGCCCUGGUUGCUGCCCUAUAAUCGCAAGCUCAGGCACCUCCAGGGCAUCACUAUCCGCAACCUCACCUUGACACCUGCGCCUCCGAGAUGUCGAGGGAAGACCAUCGACGACGAGGCAUUACCGAGCACCCUCAAGUCGCCAACUAAGACACUGGCACUGCGAGGAAGCAGGUCCCUGACUCAUUCGCGAUCAUCGACCGACCUGAACAGCUUCGAAGACGAAGACCGGUUCGACGAUGGCAGUCUGCGUAAGCCAACGACGCCCACAAGACCGGUCAGGCCUACUAAGGGUAUGCGCCGGCGGUCGACGCUGGAAUGGGCCAAUGCCAGUCCGUUGGCUCGUCAGAAGCGGCUCGAGGAUAUCACAGCAGGCCGGAUGGCCGACACAUUCUUCACGCUGCAUGUCGAGGGACAGGACGACCCGGUAUACAUAUCUGAGGUCGCCGAGAAGGCCAUGAACCCCAACUUCAAGUUCUUCGACCUAGCACCUUGUGGGCCUCGUGUCACUCGACUCGACAAGCUGACCGUCAAGGUGUGGGCAAAGAGCGAAAUCAUGCGGGCUUGGCAGUUCUUAAUCGACUACACCGUCUCCCUCGGAUCGCUGCAGUUCAUCGGAAAGACGUUGGGCAGCUGCAGACAUCCGCUGCCCCAGAACUGCGUUCUGCUCCACAUGACGGACGGCAUCUACACCAGCUUCACCGACCUGCCAGUGCAGGCGAGGGCAGGCCAGGACCUGCUCGCACCACCGAAGGAGAACCCAGAUGGGCGAGUUUACACUUCGUCAUCGUACGAUGCUUUGAUGCGGCUGUCGACACUGGACGACUGCAUACAAGACGCCUUGGUCACGAGGGACCGCAUUGCGGAUGAGAUCGAGAGCAUUCUGGAGACGAACAGAGAGGCAAUAUCAACAGUCGAGCAGGUGCCUGAGGCAGAGGGGAACCUCAGAACAGUGCAGGUCGCGGUGACCGCGGAGCAACGCCGGGUGUUGGCGAUGCGCAGACGGCGAGACGAGCUCAAAGCGAGCAUACAGUCGCGAAGGGAGAAGAUGCAAACCGGGCGCGAAAGGGGCUCGCUCAUAGCGUCUGAGCUGCCUACGCGGAGAGAGCUUUGCAAAGAGACGGAAGAAGCCAUCGAGACGACGGAAGAAGCCAUUGCCGGCCAACGAAGACGGAUAUGCGAAGACCUCCUCAAGAUCUACCCUAUCGACCCUUUGCCAGGCAAAUCGCUUGCCUUCACGAUACGAGGCCUGCUGUUGCCCAACUCGCACUUCGACGAUGCCAACCAAGAUGUCACAUCAGCCGCCCUCGGCCACGCAGCCCAGGCUGUCGCACUGCUGUCUCCCUACUUUUCUGUCAUAUUGCCGUACCCAAUAUCACCUCACGGCUCAACGUCCACCAUCGAGGAUCCACUGGCCAUGGGCCACAACAACGCGAACAAUCCGCGGACGUAUCCUCUCUACAUGAAGGGCGUAGUUCGUUACCGGUUCGAGUAUGGUGUCUUCCUCCUAAACAAGAACAUCGAAAUCCUUUCCAACGCCCUCGGCAUUCGGCCUCUCGAUAUCCGACAGACUUUGCCGAAUCUCAAGUAUCUGCUGUAUGUCGUCACUGCUGGUAAAGGCGAGCUGCCGGCGAGGAAGGCUGGUGGAAUCAAAGGGCUCCUGAGACAGGAUGGGUUCUCCUCCAGGAAAGGAAGCUUCGACAGCACGGCAACCGCGAGUAGCUUCGGUGCGGAAAGCAAGAGCAGUACAAGAGAUGCUGGGCUGCUGAAGGUUGAUCACUCGAGUGCUAACGGUGCAAGCGUGGGGGGCACUUUGAAGCAGAAAACUAACAUUUUGCCAGGGAGUAGACUGAGGCCGAUAGAGUGAACGAGUCGGACACUUCCCAUGGAUAACACAAGUAUUGAUAUGAUUCCAAACUAU
This is a messenger RNA of Macroventuria anomochaeta, 2091 nucleotides long. RefSeq lists its product as uncharacterized. Lineage: Eukaryota; Fungi; Ascomycota; Dothideomycetes; Pleosporales; Didymellaceae. Gene Ontology annotation, biological process: SNARE complex assembly. The transcript has 2 exons. The record is from RefSeq and is a predicted model, not a curated record. Bases 127 to 2037 code for a protein of 636 amino acids. Gene Ontology annotation, cellular component: endosome; lytic vacuole. Gene Ontology annotation, molecular function: SNARE binding.